ACGCUCCACGGAGAGCAUCCUGGAGACCGGAAGGAGGUGAAACUGCCGUAUCCGACUGGAGCGGCCGCAAGACCAGCGUGCUGAGAGAUCGCGUGGCUGUUUCAGCGGCGUGUUGCUGGAGCGCGUGGCUCGUGCGCAGAGGUCAGAGGUGGCUGAAAGCCUGACGUCGGUGUAGAAGCUGAGACCGCGAACUAUGGUGGGAAGAUCCGGGCGGCGCGCGCGCGGAGCGGCCAAGUGGGCAGCUGUGCGAGCUAAGGCAAGUCGCGACCCAGCGGACGACAAUGGAGAGGACUUAGAAUCUCCACCCUCACCGGGGGACUCGAGCUACUACCAAGAUAAGGUAGAUGAUUUCCAUGAGGCCCGAUCUCGGGCCGCCUUGGCUAAGGGCUGGAGCGAAAUGGAGAGUGGGGACGAGGAGGAUGGCGAUGAGGAGGAGGAGGUGCUUGCCCUAGAUGUUGCCGAUGAGGACGAUGAAGAUGGAGAGAGUGAGGAGGGUGACGAUGAUGAUGGUGGGAGCUCCGUGCAGAGUGAGACUGAGGCUUCUGUGGAUCCCAGUUUGUCGUGGGGUCAGAGGAAAAAACUUUACUACGACACGGACUAUGGCUCCAAGUCCCGAGGCCGUCAGAGUCAACAAGAAGUAGAGGAAGAGGAAAGAGAGGAGGAGGCGGAGGCACAGCUCAUUCAGCGGCGCUUAGCCCAAGCCCUGCAAGAGGACGAUUUUGGAGUUAGCUGGGUGGAGGCUUUUGCAAAACCAGUACCUCAGGUAAAUGAGGCUGAGACACGUGUCGUGAAGGAUUUGGCGAAAGUUUCCGUGAAAGAGAAGCUGAAAAUGCUGCGAAAGGAAUCUCCAGAGCUCUUGGAGCUGAUAGACGACUUGAAAGUUAAGUUGACAGAGAUGAAGGAUGAGCUGGAGCCAUUGCUACAGUUAGUGGAGCAAAAGAUCAUCCCCCCUGGAAAAGGAAGCCAAUACCUGAGGACCAAAUACAAUCUCUAUUUGAACUACUGCUCCAACAUUAGUUUUUAUCUGAUCCUGAAAGCUAGGAGAGUCCCUGUACAUGGACAUCCUGUCAUUGAAAGGCUUGUUACCUACCGAAAUUUGAUCAACAAGUUGUCGGUUGUGGAUCAGAAGCUGUCCUCUGAAAUUCGUCAUCUGCUCACACUUAAAGAUGGUGCUGGAAAGAGAGAACUGAAUUUAAAAGCAAAAUCCAUGAAGACCAAGCCAAAAUCAGUUUCAGAGACUUCUGCUGCUGCCUUAGCUGUUAGAGACCUUUCUGAUGAUUCUGAUUUUGAUGAAGAAGCUGCACUGAAAUACUAUAAAGAAAUGGAAGAGAGACAAAAAUUAAAGAGAAAGAAAGAAGAAAAUAGUACCGAAGAAAAGGCUCUUGAAGAUCAAAAUGCAAAGAGAGCCAUUACUUAUCAGAUUGCUAAAAAUAGGGGACUUACACCUAGGAGAAAGAAGAUUGAUCGGAAUCCCAGAGUCAAACACCGGGAGAAGUUCAGAAAAGCCAAAAUUCGCAGAAGAGGCCAGGUUCGUGAAGUUCGUAGAGAAGAGCAACGUUAUACUGGUGAACUGUCUGGCAUUCGUGCAGGAGUUAAAAAGAGCAUUAAGCUUAAGUAA
Molecule: messenger RNA, 1618 nt
Organism: Budorcas taxicolor (takin)
Lineage: Eukaryota; Metazoa; Chordata; Mammalia; Artiodactyla; Bovidae
Gene: UTP3
Product: UTP3 small subunit processome component
Exons: 1
Coding region: 194-1618 (474 amino acids)
Biological process (GO): maturation of SSU-rRNA from tricistronic rRNA transcript (SSU-rRNA, 5.8S rRNA, LSU-rRNA)
Cellular component (GO): small-subunit processome; nucleolus
Source: RefSeq, a predicted model, not a curated record